UCAAAGCUCUGUGAUGUACCUCUGUACCCGUUACACGUACAACUAAGAUCCUCUGAACAAAGCCGCGUCUUUGUCGCUGACAUUUACCAAACAGCCAUUAUUAUAACAACGCUUGAAAAUGGAUCGUAGUCUUGAUGAGAUCGUUGCUGAGUCCCAGCAUAAAAAGCGAGGCUCUAGACCUCGUCGAGGCGGUGGUGGAAAUGGAGGUGGUGGAGGUGGUGGUCGACCUCGCGAACGCGACACCUAUCCCCGCGAUGGCGUAAGAAAGUCAACCCGAGAUGAUUCGAGAAACAUGGAUUCAGAAUGGGUUCACGACAAGUUUGACGAGCCUGGCUCUCGCAACCGCCAGCGAAACCCACGACGUCGGCCGUCUCCGGAUCGAUUCCAAGAGACUCGUGGAGUAAAAGUCAAGGUAGACAACUUGCACUACGAGCUUACGGAGGAAGACCUCGAUGGUUUGUUUGCCAAGAUUGGUAAUGUUGUGAAGCUCGAGUUGCUGUACGACCGUGCUGGCCGCUCGGAAGGUACAGCAUUCGUUACCUAUGAGAAUCGAAACGAUGCAAUGGAGGCGAUCAAGCAGUACGAUGGUGCCAAUGCCAAGGGUCAGCCAAUCCGCCUAUCGACUGUUUCCUCGGCUCCCCGACGUAACCCAUUCGACACCGCACACAUGCCCGGUCGUCCGUUAGCCGAGCGGAUAACUCGACCUCGUUCUCUUUCACCUCGCCGCAACUCAGACAGAGACCGAGGCGUUGACCGCUACGUACCUGGCCGUGUCAGUCGGUCGCGCAGCCCCCUUCCUCGCCGACGUGGCAAUGGAGGCGGCGGUGGUAAUGGUGGUGGAAGACGACCUGGCGCUCGACGCGAGGCAGGCACUAGCACACCUAACGGCCGAGAGCGAACUGGCCGGGAUGGACGCCCCAAGAAGACGCAGGAGGAGCUGGAUGCCGAGAUGGCAGACUACUUCAACCCCAGUGGAAGCAACGACGCAGCCCCGGCGGCACAGACAAGCGCCAAUGCCCCUGUCGGUGAUGAUGUGGACAUGAUUGAGUAAAUUGGUCUGGCGGACGGUCAUUCAUUGCAUGGUAAACACAUGAUUGCUUGUACGGAGUAUUAAGAUGGGUCAACAAGAGUGCUUUUAGUCUGAAUUUGACAUCUUCGGUAUCGUGCUAGGCAAAUAAAAUCUUCCUAGCUACAUGUCUGCUAUUCUACCCAUCUCACAAUGCAGUAAAUGCAGGUGUAGUGUCUGAAGCAGAUCGUGAUGGUAGAC
Annulohypoxylon maeteangense is the source of this 1267-nucleotide messenger RNA. Its product is annotated as RNA-binding domain-containing protein. The transcript is spliced from 8 exons. Gene Ontology annotation, biological process: mRNA export from nucleus. Gene Ontology annotation, cellular component: nucleus. Gene Ontology annotation, molecular function: mRNA binding. The record is from RefSeq and is a predicted model, not a curated record. Lineage: Eukaryota; Fungi; Ascomycota; Sordariomycetes; Xylariales; Hypoxylaceae. Bases 119 to 1051 code for a protein of 310 amino acids.